CACUCUCCUCCCCUUCUGCCUCGCUCCUUUCAGACUCGCCUCUGACAGGAAAUCGAAAGUGAAAUAAGGAACCGGCUGCCAGCUGCCGAGUGCCCUGAAAAGGCCACCAUUAGGUCUCCACAGUGCUGCUUAAUAGGAACGUUACCGCUAUGGCCUCUGCAAUGCCUUUGGAAAUGAUGUGGGAGGAGGUCACGUGCCCUAUCUGCCUGGAUCCCACAGUGGAGCCUAUGAGCAUUGAAUGUGGCCACAGCUUCUGCCGCGAAUGCAUCUCUGAGGUUGGGAAAAAUGUGGGCAGCAUCUGUCCUGUGUGCCGGCACAACUUCAUGCUCAGGAACCUCCGGCCCAAUCGGCAGCUAGCCAACAUGGUGGACAGCCUUAGAAAAAUCAGCCAGAGUGCCAAGGAGGGCACACAGGGGGAGAGGUGUGAGGUGCAUGGGGAGAGACUUCACCUAUACUGUGAGGAAGAUGGGAAGGUCCUUUGCUUGGUGUGUUCCCAGUCCCGGAAACACCGUGACCACUCCACGGUUCCUAUUGAGGAGGCUGCUCAGGAGUACCAGGAGAAGCUCCAGCUGGCAUUAGGAAAACUGAGAACAAAGCAGGAGUUGGCUGAGAAGUUAGAAGUGGAUGUUGCAACAAAGAGAGCAGAUUGGAAGAGGAAGGUUGAGAUGCACAAACUGAGGAUUCACGCAGAGUUUAUGCAGCAGAAAAACUUCCUGGCUGAAGAGGAACAGAGGCAAUUGCAGAAACUGGAGAAGGAUGAGAGGGAACAGCUGAGAGUCCUUGGGGAGACAGAGGCCAAGCUGGCCCAGCAGAGCCAGGCCUUGCAGGAGCUGAUCUCGGAGCUGGAGAGGAGGAGUCGGGGCUCAGCGCUGGAGCUGCUGCAGGAGGUGAAAAGUGUCCUGGAAAGGAGUGAGUCCUGGGACCUGAAAAAGCUGGACAUUGCCUCCCCAGAACUGAGGACUGUGUGCUGCGUGCCAGGGCUGAAGAGGAUGCUGAGGUCGUAUGGAGUACACAUCACUCUGGACUCACACACAGCCAAUCCGUGGCUCGUCCUUUCAAAGGAUCGGAGAAACGUGAGGCUUGGAAACACCCAGGAGAAAAUGCCUGAAAAUGAGGAGAGAUUUGAUACUUAUCCCAUGGUCCUGGGUGCCCAGCACUUCCACUCUGGAAAAUUUUACUGGGAGGUAGAUGUGACGGGAAAGGAGGCCUGGGACCUGGGGGUUUGUAGAGACUCUGUGCAGAGGAAGGGGCACUUUGUGCUUAGCCCGGAGAAUGGUUUCUGGGCAAUUUGGCUAUGGAACAAACAAAAAUAUGAGGCUGGCACCUACCCCCAGACUCCCCUCCACCUUCAGGUGCCUCCAUGCCAAGUUGGGAUCUUCCUGGACUAUGAGGCCGCCACUGUCUCCUUCUACAACAUUACUGACCAUGGCUCCCUCAUCUACACCUUCUCUGAAUGUGCCUUCACUGGAUCUCUGCGGCCCUUCUUUAAUCCUGGUUUCAACGAUGGAGGAAAAAAUGCAGCCCCUCUAACCCUCUGUCCACUAAGGUUGGAUUGGUAGGGAUCCACUUACUGUUGAGAGCUCUCUCUGGAUACCGACACCCUUCUCAACCCCUGACCCUGCCUCAUUUGCCCCUGGAUUCUGAACCACCUUUGUCUCUCCAGAGAUGUCAGGAUACCAGCAAGCAGACUUUGGCAAGGAGGUCACUGAAAGCCUGUGUCAAAAGACCUUCAACAUCAAUAUUCCUGCCCUGGUUUGCUUUAUGAUUCCCUCCAUGAAGCAAACUACUUAUAUUUGGCUCAAACUCAUCCAGACCAACCAAAACAUGUUUCUAUCUUCUUCAUGUGACUCAAGUUUUGUUUUCUCCUCUCCAUCGCUAGGCCUUUGCUCAGAUCUCCAUUAUAUAUCUUGCAUGGUUUGCAGAAGGACUUCCUAAAUAAAUUGGGCCUCAAUCUAUCCCGUUCAGUCCUUGUUCUCGUACACAUCUGGGAGUAUCUUUCCACCAUACGCACAUCCGAUCAUAAGUGGCUCCACACUGCCUAUAGAAAAACAGCCAUACUUUUUAAAUAAAGGCUGAAUUAUGCAUGCCUUAGAUUGCCAUGUUAAAUAUCCAGCCUGCUGUGCCUCCCCUAUUCCCACCAUUAUCUCCCAAUUGUAUCUUGUUGAUAGUAGAGUUGGUUAAAGAGCAUAUCAAUCUAAAUGGUGUGAUGAUAUUCUGAUGUGUCAACCUGGCAAAGGUAUAAGCCCCCAGGUUUUCAAUCACACACCCAUCUAGAUGUUGCUGUGAGGUAUUUUGUAGAUGUUAUUAAAGUCUAUAAUCAUUAGACUUUAAGUAAGGGAGAUUGAAUUAGGCCCACCCAGCUUAUCUAGGACAAUCCAGGGAAGGGCUCUAAGAGCAGACCUGAGGCUUCCACCUGUGAAUAGCUGCUUCAGCUCCUGCCCGAGAGUUGCAGCUUGCCCUUCCUGAUGGCCUGCCUCAGAUUUAGGACUUGCCUCGCCAGCCCCUACAAUUGUGUAACCGUAUUCCUUGCAAUAAAUCUCUUAAUAUUUA
Molecule: messenger RNA, 2550 nt
Organism: Equus quagga
Lineage: Eukaryota; Metazoa; Chordata; Mammalia; Perissodactyla; Equidae
Gene: TRIM21
Product: tripartite motif containing 21
Exons: 7
Coding region: 150-1559 (469 amino acids)
Molecular function (GO): zinc ion binding; protein binding
Source: RefSeq, a predicted model, not a curated record